UUAGCUUGGGCAGGAACGGGUGUUUUUUCAGGAGGGAAACUUCACCGGGCUUUAUCCCGAUUUAAACACGACUAAUUCAUCCAGUUAAAAAAAUACGAGUCAUUAUAGCCAUAUUGAAAGGAUAGUCUUGAACGGACAUCAUCCAUUUUUUCCCCCGUGGUUGCACGUUGGCCAAUAGAACGGAUGGUAAAGGCGGGUUACCCACUCGACGAAGAAUUCUAACAAGGCACCCCGAUCUCCACCCCCUGUAUUUCCAUCUUUUCUUCACACGAACAACGGGGAUUUUGGCCUGGUCUCGGAGAAGCAGUAUAUCCUUCGCGUCGGACUAAUUAAAGAAAAAAUCUUCAUCCAGUUCAAGGAGCCCACCAGUCAUGUCUGGCAUUGCAUUGAGCCGGCUUGCUCAGGAGCGCAAAGCGUGGCGGAAAGACCACCCAUUCGGCUUUGUGGCUGUGCCGACGAAAAACCCAGAUGGAACGAUGAACUUGAUGAACUGGGAAUGUGCUAUUCCUGGGAAGAAGGGGACCCCAUGGGAAGGAGGCUUGUUCAAACUGCGGAUGCUGUUCAAGGAUGACUAUCCUUCCUCGCCCCCAAAGUGUAAAUUUGAGCCUCCACUCUUCCAUCCUAACGUAUAUCCGUCAGGCACAGUAUGCCUAUCCAUUCUAGAGGAAGACAAGGACUGGCGACCAGCCAUCACCAUCAAGCAGAUCCUAUUAGGAAUACAGGAACUCUUAAAUGAGCCCAAUAUCCAGGAUCCAGCCCAAGCAGAGGCAUACACAAUUUACUGCCAAAACAGAGUAGAAUAUGAAAAAAGAGUUCGAGCACAGGCCAAAAAAUUCUCCCCUUCAUAAGGGUGAAGAUAGUCCGGCUUCGGCAGAAGGAAUGGAUCAAACGUGGAUCACCGCCCCUGUUUCUCUAUGAAUGUGCCCCUCUCACAUCAGGACUCGCUUAUAAGGACUUCUAUUUAAAACUCUUGACAGGCAUUCUGUGCCAUCUUCUACUCUGACCUACCCCCCCUUUUUUUAACUGCUGGGCUGGUGUGUGGCGGGUGCUAGGAGGAAAUGGGUGCCGUAGCACCCUGGCCGCUUCCUUUUAGCUGUAUUACUUGUCUUAUGGUGCGAGGGACACGGCAAAGUACCGGUUUCACCAUCGACUCAAAAAUAACCCGAUCUUCAUCCUCUUUAGAGGAAGAGAACGUCUUGGUUGUCUUGUUUUUUUGUGGGUUUUUUUGCUCUCAAAGAUGGUCUAUUCCUUAAACCCCUCCCUUCUCAUAUUUCCAUGAUUUUAAUUAUGUAAAAUGUGCUAAUUUCUUAAUUGUCAGUCUUUCAACUGCUGUAUAAUGAAUGGCACUUUUAUACUGUCAUCUCACAAUUGUCUCUAGUUUGCUCUGUCUGAUUCUCUUAUGCAGGUUUUCUAUUCAGCAUGCUGUAAUAUAAGAUAAUCUGCUGUCUUUUUGUUAUUUGGAGUGUUUGCUAUGAAAAAAAGAAAAUGGCCACAUUGACUCGCAAGGCAGGUAGGCUUACGUCUGUAUCAGUCUUUACGUUUAUAUGGUGCUUUGUUCAUGUAUGUUUUAGAGUAAAUAAACUGUUUCUAUAAAGCCAUUGUUACUGUCUAGAGCAGUAAAACUAGUGGUUAACAAAUGUUGGCAUAGAAAUGUUAUAAUAGCUAUAGCUGACACCCCCAUGAAACUCUAUUUAAGACACUUUCUAUAUACCAUAUUUUGUACAAAUAGUAUAUUAAAACAUGUUUGUUUGCACAUCA
Messenger RNA from Salvelinus namaycush (lake trout), 1758 nucleotides. Its product is annotated as SUMO-conjugating enzyme UBC9-B-like. Gene Ontology annotation, biological process: protein sumoylation. Gene Ontology annotation, cellular component: nucleus. The transcript has 8 exons. Gene Ontology annotation, molecular function: SUMO conjugating enzyme activity. The coding region runs from base 372 to 848 and encodes 158 amino acids. Lineage: Eukaryota; Metazoa; Chordata; Actinopteri; Salmoniformes; Salmonidae. The record is from RefSeq and is a predicted model, not a curated record.